Molecule: messenger RNA, 666 nt
Organism: Mycena indigotica
Lineage: Eukaryota; Fungi; Basidiomycota; Agaricomycetes; Agaricales; Mycenaceae
Exons: 4
Coding region: 1-666 (221 amino acids)
Source: RefSeq, a predicted model, not a curated record
AUGCUUCCCCUCACAGCAGCCCCCGUCGCCAUGGUCAGCGGUCUUCAAAUGGUGUCCCGGCUUCUUUCCCUGUGUGCUCUGUCGGCCGUCAGCUCCGGGAGCAUGAGUGUGGAUGCUCAAUCCCAAACCCCAUUACCACCGGAUUGUCCCGCUUGCGCCACAGGAAUUGUACCCCUGCACCGCGUCUACAACCCGACGACCGGCGACCACGCAUACACGUCCGAGUUUCCCCUUUUCCGUAUUGAUGCGGGCCCUGAUGUACCCCGCAGAGUCAACGCGACGGAAGCGGUCGCGAUGCCGGGAUAUGUCCUGGAGGGCAGCGCGGCAGGCGUGUUUCUCGUGCAGCAGCCUAACACCUACCCGCUACUGAGGCUGUGGGCGGAGGGCCUGGACGACCACUUCUACACGAUCUUCGAAAGUCAGGCGCGCACGGCGAUGCGCAACGGCUACGUCAUGCAGGGCAACGCGGGCUACGUAUUUGACUUCCCCGCGUGUCAGACGACGGGCAUCCCGCUCUACGAGCUCUACCUCGCGCGCACGCACGACCACUUUUACACCACGUCGGCAGCGGAACGCGCGAGCGCGAUCAAGUACGGGUAUCAGGAUUUAAAGAUCGCGGCGUAUGUUCCCGUGGCGGGCGUCGUUGCGGAGAAUCCGUGGUGUUGA